Messenger RNA from Triticum aestivum (bread wheat), 3501 nucleotides. Its product is annotated as receptor-like protein 34. NCBI's taxonomy places the organism in Eukaryota, Viridiplantae, Streptophyta, Magnoliopsida, Poales, Poaceae. Gene Ontology annotation, molecular function: protein binding. The transcript is spliced from 2 exons. The record is from RefSeq and is a predicted model, not a curated record. The coding region runs from base 1 to 3501 and encodes 1166 amino acids.
AUGGCUCGUCCUACUCAGCUUCUUCCCCUCUUCAUACUGAUACAACUCUACUCAGUAGCUGCAUCGAAUUAUCAUGCCCAUGGCGAUGGCCAUGGUAAUGCCACAGCUUCUUCUUACUGUCAUCCAGACCAGGCUGCAGCACUUCUCGAACUAAAGCAGUCCUUCAUCUUCGACUACUCCACCACCACCCUGUCGUCUUGGCAACCUAGCACCGACUGCUGCCUUUGGGAGGGUGUAGGCUGUGAUGAUGACAUAUCAAGCAGUGGCGGCAGUGUCACUGUUCUUGACCUUGGUGGUCGUGGCCUCUACAGCUACGGUUGCCAUGCCGCACUCUUCAACCUCACCUCCCUGCGCUACCUCGACCUCAGCAUGAACGAUUUUGGCGGAUCUCGCAUUCCAGCAGUUGGCUUUGAGAGGUUAUCCAAGCUCACACACCUCAACCUUUCUCAUUCAGGUUUUUACGGUCAGAUACCGAUCGCUAUCGGCAAAAUCUCGAGUCUUAUAUCAUUGGACCUUUCUGUAGUUCGAGAUAUUAAUCCAUCAGAUGAAAUUACAUAUACCCUUGCUCUCGUAGAGGACCACUAUCUUCUGCUACAUGAGCCUAGCUUUGAGAACUUAGUGAGAAAUCUUACCAAUCUGAGGGAACUCUAUGUUGAUGGAGUGGACAUUUCAAGUAGCGGCGAACAGUGGUGCAGUGGUCUAGGUAAAGCUGUCCCCAGUCUUCGUAUUCUUAGCAUGGCAUACUGCAGACUUCGUGGUCCAAUCCACUCCUCCUUGUCAAAUGUUCGACUCCUUACCGUGAUCAACCUAAAUUUUAAUGAUAUUUAUGGUGCCGUUCCUGAAUUCUUUGCGGACUUUCUCAAUUUAAGCCUUCUUCAACUCCGUUUCAACAAUUUCAGUGGUUUGUUUCCUCAGAAAAUAUUUCAACUCAAGAAUAUAAGAGUGCUUGAUGUAUCAGGCAACGGUGAACUCUCAGGGCAUUUACCAGGAUUUCCAAAUGGGACUUCUUUGGAGACUUUGAAUUUGUAUUAUACCAAUUUCUCUGCUAUUAGGCUGAGCUCUUUAAGCAACCUCCAGUCUCUGAGGGAGCUAGGUAUUAAUGGAAGGUCAAUUUCUAUAGAGCCAACUGAUUUAUUGUUCAACAAGUUCAACUCCUUGCAAAAUUUACAGCUCUCUUUUUCUCAAUUUCCGGGAGAGUUAGGACCAUUUUUCUCAUGGAUUAGUAGCCUUGAGAACUUGGCAAGCUUGCAACUCUCUAACUGCUAUUCCUCCAUGAUAAUGCCCCCUAUGAUUGGUAACCUCACCAACUUGACAAGUUUGGAAAUAACUUAUUGUGGCUUUAUUGGGCAAAUACCACCAUCAAUUGGCAACCUCAAGAAGUUGACUUCCUUGAGAAUCUAUGCUUGUGACUUCUCUGGGACAAUACCAUCUUCAAUUGGCAAUCUCAAGAACCUAAGAAUCUUAGAAAUAUCUCAUAGUGGCUUGUCUGGUCCAAUAACAACGGAUAUUGGACAUCUCAGCAACGUGAUGGUAUUAAUUUUGGUGGGCUGCAGGUUUUCUGGCAUAAUACCUAGUACAAUUGCCAACUUGACUCAACUCAUUUUGGUGGAUCUUUCAUACAAUUUCCUUGAAGGAGAGAUUCCAAUAUCUCUAUUCACGUCUCCAAAAAUGUUAUGGUUGGAUCUUCGGUCAAACCAAUUUUCUAGACCAAUACAAGAGUUUGAUACAACAUAUUCACAAUUGGGAGCCAUUCAUUUGAAUGAAAAUCAAAUUACUGGACAGAUUCCAACAUCAUUAUUUCAGCUCAAACAUUUGGUGGCCCUGGAUCUUAGCUCAAACAACUUAACAGGUUCUGUACAAUUGAGUUCACUAUGGAAGUUAAGAAAGCUGGAUAACUUGCACCUCUCGGACAACAGAUUGUCCGUCUUGGAGGGAGAAAGUAGUAAAUCCAUGGUACCCAUACUCCCUAAACUCUCAGUAGUAUCACUAGCAUCUUGCAACAUGACAACAAUUCCAGGACUCUUGAUGCAUGUUAAUCACAUCGAAUCAUUGGACCUUUCAAACAACAAAAUUCAUGGGACUAUACCCCAAUGGAUAUGGGAGAAAUGGGAUGAUAGCCUUACACACAUAAAUCUUUCAAACAACAUAUUCACACAUAUGCAACUCACUUCAUUUGUUCUCCCAUGCAAUCAUUUGGAAUCCCUUGAUCUCAGUUCCAAUAGACUUCAAGGCCAGAUCCCAAUGCCAAACCUAUUUUCAGUAGUUGGCAAUUUCUUUCAAGUCCUGGAUUAUUCCAACAAUAGAUUCUCUUCUCUCAUGACAAACUUCACUCGUCAUCUUAGCAAAACUCAUUACCUCAAAUUGUCCCGGAAUAACCUAAGUGGGCCUGUACCGCAUUCAAUUUGCAACUCAAGCAAACUAGAAGUCCUUGACCUGUCAUAUAACAACUUCAGUGGGUUGAUACCAUCUUGUUUGAUAGAAGACACCCACAUGAGUAUAUUAAAUCUGAGAGAGAAUCACUUUCAAGGAACAUUUCCGUAUAAUGUUAGUGAGCAAUGCAAUCUCCAGAGAAUAGAUUUGCACGGUAAUAAGAUUAAGGGGCAGCUGCCUAGAUCUCUUUCCAACUGUGCUGACCUGGAGGUCCUUGACAUUGGAAACAAUCAGAUUGUUGAUACUUUCCCAUCUUGGCUGAGUAGGCUUUCCAAUCUCCGUGUCCUUGUUUUGGGAUCCAACCAGUUCUAUGGCUCGCUUGUUUAUCCACCCAGAGAUAGCAAAUUCAGGAAAUACUUCUCAAAGUUACAAAUCAUUGACAUAGCCUCAAACAACUUCUCUGGAAAUUUGGAUCCACGAUGGUUUGAGAGAUUGACAUCAAUGAUGGCGAAGUUCAAUGGCACUGGAAAUAGUUUAGGUACUCCAAUUGCAUACAGAGGUGUAUACUACCAUGAUACUGUUGCACUCAUGUACAAAGGGCAAUACGUGGAAUUCAGUAAAAUCUUGACUACCUUAACCGCAAUUGAUAUCUCAAAUAAUGUAUUCGAUGGUGAGAUUCCUAAAUCAGCUGGAAGGCUAAUUUCGCUGCAUGUAUUGAACAUGUCACGUAAUGCAUUUACGGGGAGGAUUCCACCACAAAUUGGUGAGAUGCGUCAAUUGGAGUCACUAGACUUGUCAUGGAACAAGCUUUCUGGGGAGAUUCCACAAGAGCUGACAGAUUUAACAUUUCUUGGCACCUUGAACUUGUGUGGAAACAGGCUGGAUGGAAGAAUACCAGAAUCACGCCAAUUUGCAACAUUUGAGAACACUUCAUAUGAAGGGAAUGCAGGGCUCUGUGGACCGCCUUUAUCCAAAGAAUGUGGCAUUUCAAGUAAUCCAAAUGAGGCACAAGUGAACACAUCCGGAGAUCAUGCUGAUAUUAUUUUGUUUCUCUUCGUUGGUCUGGGCUUUGGUGUUGGCUUCACCGUAGGAAUUCUAGUGAAAUGGGGCAAAUGGUUUCGGAUUGUGUGA